GACUCCAUAAAGGAAACCAGUCCAAAGUUUUCCCGUCAGUGGGCGCCGAGCGUUUUGGAUUGCGUUUCCUGCCCUGGCACAGCAGAGCUCUCCGCCCCCCCCCCCCCCCACCGGCUCUUACUGACGUUUCCUGACCCUUCCCCUGCCGGACUGUUUGUUCCUACUCGCCGCCCCUCCCUUCUCGUACAGCGAAGGCGUAAAAAGCUGCACCUUGAGCCACUGCAGCUCCGACUCGGACGCGCGCAACCGCGAAGAGGAAAGGAAAGGAGCCGCCCAGAAACAACCUUGUGCUGAUCUGUGGAAAUGGAACCUAAAAAGCCUACACCUGUGCCUCCAGCUCCUGGCUACCCAGGGCCUGGCUACCCAGGGCCCGGAUACCCAGGGCCCGGAUACCCUGGACAACCACCACCUCACGGCUAUCCUCAAUAUGCCCCUGGACCAACUUUUCAAGGAGCUCCAGGUGCUCCAGGACAGCCUCCUUACGCUUUCCAGGGUUAUCCGGUAGCUUAUGGAGCUCCACCUGUUCAAGGUCAGCCCACUGCACCUGGUGGUGCAAUUUGGAUGCCAGCCCCACCUCCAAUUCCAAACUGUCCUCCCGGAUUAGAAUAUUUAAGCCAGAUUGAUCAGAUAUUAAUUCAUCAGCAACUAGAGCUUCUGGAAGUCAUAACAGGCUUUGAAACAGCCAACAAAUAUGAAAUAAAAAAUACAUUGGGACAAAGGGUCUACUUUGCAGCUGAGGAAAAUGACUUCUGUACGAUGAAUUGUUGUGGGCCCUCACGGCCAUUUACAUUGAAGAUCUUUGACAACUUGGGCCAGCCUGUUAUAGAGGUCACAAGACCUCUCAGAUGUUCCUGUUGCUGUUGUCCUUGUUGCUUGCAGGAGCUUGAAGUUUAUGCACCCCUGGGCACACCAGUUGGGUACGUUAAACAGCUUUGGGACCCCUGCUUGCCUAAAUUUACUAUCCAAAAUGAGUCACGAGAAGACAUAUUUAAAAUUAUUGGGCCCUGUAUAGUAUGCAGCUGCUGUGAGGAUAUUAAUUUUGAGGUCAAGUCAGCAGAUGAAAAGACAUCAAUUGGAAGAAUUUCUAAGCAGUGGACUGGCUAUGUGAGGGAGGCCUUUACUGAUGCUGACAACUUUGGAAUCCAGUUCCCACAGGACCUCGAUGUCAAAAUGAAAGCAGUUAUGAUUGGAGCCUGCUUCCUUAUUGAUUUCAUGUUCUUUGAACAGGGACACAGUCGACAACAGAGGACUGGAGUCUGGUAACCGGGUUGCCUUCUGCAUUGUGACCCUUCAGAGAAAAUGUUCACAAAACUCUUGUCCUUGCUUCUCUAUAACUAUAAAGCCUGUGCAUAGAAUGACAAUGUUGUAACUCAAGAUUUUGAAGCUACAUGCUGGAGUAAUUCCACUUAUGAGGCUGCUGCUUUAUGAUAUAGCACACAUUGCAAGUGCAUAUUGAGUUAUUAUAUUUGAUAUAGUGAACGUAUAUGAUCCUUCCUGGCACAGUGCUCUGAGAAAGCUCCCUGCAGUAUGUACAAAUGCAGGUUAUGGUGUCCAUCCGCGCAAAUGUAUACAAUGAAAAGAAGAGGAACUUUACAGGCAAACACACUUUGUAUAUAAAACAAACUGAGCAUUUGUUUUUGUGCAUUUUAUUUAAGGAAAUAAAGUACUUUGCACUUAAUAAA
Molecule: messenger RNA, 1682 nt
Organism: Sphaerodactylus townsendi
Lineage: Eukaryota; Metazoa; Chordata; Lepidosauria; Squamata; Sphaerodactylidae
Product: phospholipid scramblase 1-like
Exons: 9
Coding region: 304-1263 (319 amino acids)
Biological process (GO): plasma membrane phospholipid scrambling
Cellular component (GO): plasma membrane
Molecular function (GO): phospholipid scramblase activity
Source: RefSeq, a predicted model, not a curated record